Molecule: messenger RNA, 2106 nt
Organism: Mytilinidion resinicola
Lineage: Eukaryota; Fungi; Ascomycota; Dothideomycetes; Mytilinidiales; Mytilinidiaceae
Product: glutamyl-tRNA amidotransferas-like protein subunit A
Exons: 3
Coding region: 1-1791 (596 amino acids)
Molecular function (GO): catalytic activity
Source: RefSeq, a predicted model, not a curated record
AUGUCCGACUCUGCGGUGCCAGGAUUCAUCAAUUAUCCAACUCCCAGAUCGCUUGAAGUUCCGUACAAAGCUCCCCCACCUCCCUCCAACCCCGUCAUCAGAGGCCUCCCACUAUACUACGGCGCUUCAAUAGUCGCCGCACUACCAUCCCUCCAAACCUACCUCUGGAACAAUGCAGGCUUCUCCGUCCUUCGCGGGCUCCGAGAGCUCAACGACGUCGAAAACCGCUACGAUCCCACCGUAAUCCCGCUCAAACAACCUACCGACGAAGCUCCUCAUACCUAUACAAACCCUCAAAACCUCCGAGUUCUGCCCCAAGACGUGGCCUUCCGCUUCUACUCCGUCGCCGACUUCCACAACGCGUACAAGUCCGGCAAGCUGACGCCCACGGAUGUCGUCGAGUCGCUGCUUCCGCUGAUACGGCGGGAUGCGCAAACGCCUACGAAACACUCGACCGCUUUUUUGGAGACGAGGGUCGAUAUUGUGACAAAAGCUGCUGAGGCGGCGACGACGCGGUGGAAGGAGGGGAGGCCGUUGGGGGUGCUGGAUGGGGUGCCGGUGGCUGUGAAGGAUGAGAUGGAUUUGAAGGGGUACAAGAGGUGUAAUGGCACGCUGAGGGAUUAUACGAGCAAGAGGGAUGCGACGAGCUGGUGUGUGGUGAAACUGGAGGAGGAGGGAGCCGUGGUGCUGGGGAAGUUGAAUAUGCAUGAGUUAGGGAUGGACACCACCAACAACAAUCCAAAUCACGGCACGCCCUUGAAUCCAUACAAUGAGAAUUACUACACCGGUGGCUCUUCAGGAGGAGCCGCAUACGCUGUCGGUGCUGGACUAAUACCAUUCGCAAUUGGAACGGACGGUGGAGGCUCCAUUCGCAUACCCUCAAGCUUUUGCGGUGUAUACGGACUCAAGCCCUCACACGGACGAGUUUCCUCCAGCCCUUCACCCUCAAUUGCAAACACAACAGUCGUCCUAGGCCCUUUGGCUGGUAACAUGGCUGAUCUCGAAGUUUCAUAUCAAGUCAUGGCAAACCCCAAUCCUGCCAAUCCCUCCUCUUCUGUAUUUUCGCCACCAAAAGCACACUCCAACAAACGGAAGAAGUUACUAGGCAUCUACAAAACCUGGUUCAACCGCGCAGACCCUCUAGUGCGCGCCGCCUGCGAAAAAGCCCUCGACUACUUCACAAGCAAGCUCGGCUACGAAAUCGUAGACAUCACCCUCCCCUUCAUCCACGAAGGCCAGCUCGCCCACGCCAUGACCAUUCUCGCAGAAGUUGCCGUUACCGUGCCUGAUGUCACGGGCCUGACAGCCGCGAAUAAGGUCCUCAUCAAGGUCGGCUCAAAGACGCCAACGCCAGACUUCCUGCUCGCGCAGAAAUUGCGGACGGUGAUUAUGGAGCAUCUCGCGUACCUCUUCCAAAAGCACCCUGGCCUUAUUAUCGUGACGCCCACGAGCCCGAUACCGGGCUGGCAUAUCUCGGGCGGUAAAGCGGAUCUGAAAUACGGCUGCAGCGACGGCAAUAUGACCGUAAGGAAUAUGGAAUAUGUGUGGCUCGCCAAUUUCACGGGGAUUCCGUGCAUUCAGUUCCCGGUUGGGUAUGUAGAUUCCGUAGCAGGCACGGGGAAGAUCCCCAUCGGCCUCUCUGGAAACGGGGAGUGGGGCAGUGAAGAUGCGCUGAUCGAGUUCGGGUAUGAUGGGGAGGCGUGGGUGAAUUCGGGGCUGGAGGGCGGGAGGAGGAAGCCGGAGACUUGGGUUGAUGUGUUGAAGUUGAAGGAGGAGCCAGGCGUGAUGUGAGGUGGUGGCUGUGUUCUUGAGGCUGGUUAUUUCUCUGUUCCCGUUCAGCGCUUGGAGUGCUGGGAGAUGUAUUGCGGGUUUUUAACUAGCUUUAAUUGCCGUAGGUUAUUGUCAUAAUUGUUCAAUAGCCGCAAGGUAUUCACUCGAUCGUCUAGGCUUACGAUCGUGAUAUUUUCCGUGGACGUUAAUGUUGGAAAAGGUUACGGAUCUAACCGCGUAAGAGGAUUUUUAGCAGAUAUAGAAGGCACAAGGAGGGGUAUACUGUAUUAUCGUAGUGUGGUCCCUUUAUUUAGAAGAAGUCACAAAUCUAACCAC